ACGCCCGCCUUCAGUGAGCCGCAAGCCCUAUCCCUACGGUCUUUAUCUGCAAUUCUCUACGAACUGAUUCACUCGAUUUUUAAGGAUUUUUUGGUUUUCUUUUCAUUACUUCUUUCAGUUUGGGGGAACCUUCCUGCACGUUUGACUCGGCUCUGAGUGCGCAGACCAACGUGUUUCCUCUUUCUCCAGCCUAGGGCGGUGCCAGCCCAGGGAGCCUGCGCUUAGCGGCCCCAGGCCCGCCCCUGACACUGAACGCCGCUUGUCCCCUCCGGUUUGCCGUCCUCGCAGCCAUGGCGGCCGCCGCGCUCCCGGCAUGGCUGUCUCUACAGUCGAGGGCAAGGACUCUGCGUGCAUUCUCCACUGCCGUGUACUCGGCCACUCCGGUCCCGACACCUAGCCUGCCGGAAAGAACACCCGGAAAUGAAAGGCCACCAAGAAGAAAGGCACUACCUCCUAGGACAGAGAAAAUGGCUGUUGACCAGGACUGGCCUAGUGUUUACCCAGUUGCAGCACCAUUUAAACCCUCUGCAGUACCGCUUCCUGUUCGAAUGGGUUAUCCAGUAAAAAAGGGCGUGCCCAUGGCAAAGGAGGGAAAUCUAGAACUUUUAAAGAUUCCCAAUUUUCUGCAUUUGACUCCUGUAGCAAUUAAAAAGCACUGCGAAGCCCUUAAAGAUUUUUGCACUGAGUGGCCAGCCGCACUGGACAGUGACGAGAAAUGUGAGAAGCAUUUUCCAAUUGAAAUUGACAGCACUGAUUAUGUUUCAUCAGGACCAUCUGUUCGGAACCCCAGAGCACGAGUAGUAGUCUUAAGAGUAAAGCUUUCCAGUUUGAAUUUAGAUGAUCACGCAAAGAAGAAAUUAAUUAAACUUGUAGGAGAGCGAUACUGCAAGACCACAGAUGUGCUUACCAUCAAAACAGAUAGGUGCCCUUUAAGGAGGCAGAAUUAUGAUUAUGCAAUGUAUCUACUAACAGUGUUAUACCAUGAGUCUUGGAAUACUGAAGAAUGGGAAAAAAGUAAGACUGAAGCAGACAUGGAAGAGUAUAUAUGGGAAAAUAGCUCAUCAAAAAGAAAUAUCCUGGAAACGCUUCUCCAGAUUAAAGCUGCUGAGAAAAAUAUGGAAAUAAAUAAAGAAGAGCUCCUUGGUACUAAAGAAAUUGAAGAGUACAAAAAGUCUGUUGUUAGUCUUAAAAAUGAGGAGGAAAAUGAAAAUUCCAUUUCUCAGUACAAAGAAUCCGUGAAGAGACUAUUAAAUGUGACAUGAAUUAUGGAGUAGAAAAAUCUGCUUGAUUUAUUAAUUUUAUGAUAUAUGUGAUCAGUAUCUAAUUUGAUAUAAAAUUGAAAAUGUUAAAAAAUCAUUUUUUUUCCUCAGAGUUAAAAUUAUUUCCCUCAUACUAAUGCUUAAUGGCAAUGAUUACUCCAGAGUUUUUUUAUUUUUACACUGGGGCAAUAGACUAGGAGGUCUCUGAUUUCUUCUUGGUCUAAAGUGUUUUGAUUUUAUUUCUACAUAAUAGCUUUGGUAUUCAUGUAUAUACAUGCAUUUAAUUGUGAUUUUAUCACCUUCCCCAUUUCUUUCCCCACAAGCUGGCAUUUCAGUAGUUGCUUUUGAAUAAUGGUUUUGGUUACCUGGGAAGGCAGGCCCAGAACCCAUUUCCUUGACUUGCAGUUCUGGGCUCUGUUCACAUGACUGCUGUCUAGCUGAUGCAUUUUUCACAUUUGUCAACUCUGGUUAGAAACAGGUCCUCAGGAGUAUUCUCUACCUGAUAUUUUCUAAAAAGAUAUGUUGAUUCAACUUUGUUUAGCAUCCUACUUUCUAGAUUGUGGGGCUCAUUUUGCCAGGGCCAAGCUACCAGAAAAGUAGAAGUGGAGAUUACCUGGUAUGUAUCUCUCUGGGUGCCCCAGUUAGAGCUGCCACAGCUCAGGAAAAAGAUGAGGCAUAACGACCUUGAAUGUAAUUGGAGUAAGUGACAAAAUAAGAACUACCCUGGGAAACCCUGAAUUCAAUGUAGCUGUCAAUUCAGUAUUUUUAAGUACACCUGUCAGCUGUUUCUUACCACUUCGAUGGUUGUGAUUAAUUUAAAAUCAAAAUAAAGGAAUUACUGAGUUUA
This is a messenger RNA of Gorilla gorilla gorilla (western lowland gorilla), 2106 nucleotides long. RefSeq names its product mitochondrial ribosomal protein S35 (gene MRPS35). Bases 291 to 1262 code for a protein of 323 amino acids. The transcript is spliced from 8 exons. Gene Ontology annotation, biological process: mitochondrial translation. Gene Ontology annotation, cellular component: mitochondrial small ribosomal subunit. The record is from RefSeq and is a predicted model, not a curated record. Gene Ontology annotation, molecular function: structural constituent of ribosome. NCBI's taxonomy places the organism in Eukaryota, Metazoa, Chordata, Mammalia, Primates, Hominidae.